Molecule: messenger RNA, 1439 nt
Organism: Amoebophrya sp. A25
Lineage: Eukaryota; Dinophyceae; Syndiniales; Amoebophryaceae
Source: the annotation of a GenBank genome assembly
AUGAUUGUUUUGACCUGCUCCAGGUCUCUUACCUCAAAGUGCUCUCAAAUGUUGACUUGCUCCAGGUCUCUUACCUCAAAGUGCUCUCAAAUGUUGACUUGCUCCAGGUCUCUUACCUCAAAGUGCUCGGCGAUCAUGAUUGUUUUAUCUUUUGUUGACUUGCUCCAGGUCUCUUACCUCAAAGUGCUCGGCGAUCAUGAUUGUUUUAUCUUUCGCUUCGGAACCGUGGUGGCUUGGGGUGUCACGGAGGAUCAAGUCAGGGAUAUCUGCAAGUUCUUGAAGCCCUUUUGCUUUUCAAUACUGCCAGAAUUUGAGUACGAUGACAUGUUCUUCAUAGUCGAAAGAGGACCGCCGAAUAGUGGUAAUGAUAUGUUUCUCAUCGUGGGUUCUUCAUAGGACCUCCGAAUAGCGGUACUGGAGUCUUGGACGUUUUUGAAGAGUUUUUAGGUUUGUUGUUCAUAAUCUUGGACGAUGGAGGAUAGUUCGAGAAUCCAUAUUUCAGGUUACGUCGCAAAAGACCGGAUCACUCUCGCAACGAAAAACGCGUUCGAGCGCUUAGCUUAUAUUACGGCCGCAUUCCCACUAGCAAACUAUCACAAUUGCAUUGCAACAUCCACACCCCUAAUAGCUGCUAAUGCAUGGCAUUUCGCUCUUCGCAUCAUCUCGUCGCUUCUCUGAUUUUCCCUUCUAUAAUCAGUUCACAGUGCAUCGCAUAGUCUAGAGACUGGUAUGCUAGCCAGUGGUAGACUUCACGGUAGCCGAAAAUCCAACCUGAGCAUUCGCUUCUCUCAUUUUUUCUCUCUAAAAUCAGGUUGAGGCAGCUCUGUAUUGUCCGUCGAGCAAGCAGUGAUCGCCCCACUAGCAAACUAUCACAAUUGCAUUGCAACAUCCACACCCCUAAUAGUUGCUACGCUUUUGGGCAAAGUGUCAAGCUCUCGGUAUUUGAGGAAAGUGUGGAGAGCUCUAUAGAACGGAACAAGACGAUACCAGAACAAAUGAUGCGCACUGGUCAGUUGCCAAGAGCGAUGACGAAUCAACGAGUCGCGCAAUACAUGGGGGAUCUCUUUGUUUAUGAGAAGAAUUUGAUUCGCACAAAGCAUGGGGGAUCUCUUUGUUUAUGAGAAGAACUUGAUUCUGAUUCGCACAAUAUAGGGGGGAUCUCUUUGUUUAUGAGAAGAACUUGUUUCGUACAAUACAUGGGGGAUCUCUUUGUUUAUGAGAAGAACUUGAUUCUGAUUCGCACAAUACAUGGGGGAUCUCUUUGUUUAUAUGGGAGAAAUGUGAUCAUGACUCCUGAAAAUUCUAGAAUCUCACCUUCUCUUGACGGUGGUAGUCUACUUACUGCACCCGUCGAGGAGCUCCAUCUCUUUCAUGAAACUACCCCACAAGACUACCCUCCACAAAAUCCGCCUUUCAUUCCCCACAGAGGUGUCGCGUAA